Acanthosepion pharaonis is the source of this 819-nucleotide messenger RNA. The record is from the annotation of a GenBank genome assembly. NCBI's taxonomy places the organism in Eukaryota, Metazoa, Mollusca, Cephalopoda, Sepiida, Sepiidae.
AUGAUUUCUUCUUCUUCUUCUUCUUCUUCUUCUUCUUCUUCUUCUUCUUCUUCUUCUUCUUCUCCCUCAGUUUUUAACUAUCAUUUUCACUUCUCUUCUCUAUCUCACCCCCUACACACUCCUCUCACUCCCUCUAGAAAUUCUUUGCCUUUCACUUUUUUUUUCGUCCUUUAUUUCUUAAGGUUCUUUCUUUCUUUCUGUUUUUUAAGGUUUUCCAUUUUUUCUCAUGAUUACAUUUUUUUCUUUCAUUUUUUUAUCGUAUUGUUCCUCUCAUUUUUUUCUUUUAAUAUCGGGCUACCAAUAAUUGUUCUUUCUUUCUUCUAUCUUUUAUUUUUAAGAUUUCUUUCUUUUUUCUUUCUUUCUUUUCUUUACGUUAACUCUUUUUUCUUUCUUUCUUUCUUUCUUUCAUUUUUUAUCGCAUUGUUUCUCUCAUUUUUUUUUCUUUUACGUCAGGCUACCAAUAGCCGUUCUUUCUUUCUUUUCUCUUUUAAUUUAAAGAUUUCUUUGUUUUUUCUUUCUUUUUUUUUCUUUACGUUAACUCUUUUUUUCUUUCUUUCAUUUUUUAUCUCAUUCUUUCUUUCUUCUUUCUUUCUUAUGAUUUCUUUCUGUUUCUUUCUAUUCUGUUCUUUCUUUCUUCCUUUCUUUCUUUAUUAUGAAGAUCUCUUCGUUCUCGUUUAUUUUCUUCUUUUGCUUCUUUUUUCUUUUUCUUCUCUUUUUACUUUUUCUUUUAUCUACAUUUGCAUUCUUUCCCUUUCUGAACAAUUUAAUAAUAAUAAAGAACUAUAUACACUCGCACUCCUACUACUACCUUCACUAUAA